This is a messenger RNA of Ostertagia ostertagi, 339 nucleotides long. Lineage: Eukaryota; Metazoa; Nematoda; Chromadorea; Rhabditida; Trichostrongylidae. The record is from the annotation of a GenBank genome assembly.
AUGCAACAGCAAGGAGCAUUCUACUCCGUCGAUGGAGAUGAAAGUAGUAUGACAAUAUCUGAGACGGACCGUGAGAAAAUUGAGGAGCUGCGGAAUCUAGUAAAGGAGCAUAUUACACCAUACUAUGACACCGACUACAACCUCUUACGAUGGCUCAAAGGUCACGACUACAAUCUGGAGAUGAAUCACUCCCAAAUUGAUCAACCAUUUGAUGUUGCGCAAGAUAGUGGCCUCACUGGUGAAGCUGUGAAAACGCCAAAUUGUAUUGUGAAUAUUGAGCAAACAGGAGGAAAUGACUAUUGGGGCAUGCUAAACACAUAUCCGAUUAACGAAAUAUUA